AAAAAAAAAAGGCAAAGGCAAAAAAGAAAGAAAAGGGAAAGGAAGCGCUGGACAACCUCUCCAAGGCGUGUAGAAGGUAUUUCUUAUUCUUCUUUUUUUUUCUCGCUGUCGCUCUGUCUUCAACUUCUUCUCCGUCUUUGUUUUCUUUUCUGCGGUGCCAACCUCGACUUCUUGACUCUCCGUUCUUCUGCUGCAGACUCCCCGUCGUCCGUCACUUGACACGAGGGUCGUGAUCUGGAGUGCCAGCACCCUUUUUCACGCCUGCCUGUGUGACCGCUCUCUGCCUCGUCCGUCUCGCUUCUCAUUUACCAACGUCAACCUCCGACCGACCCUCGACCGUCCAACGACAUCUGUCCUGCCAUUCGCUGACCUGAAAUCCGGCGCAGAGAAAGGUGAUAUAUACCAGAAGAGUCGGCGAAAAGGGGAGCCCUAACGGUCCAAGAAGGAAGAGGGAAAUUAAGUAGCGGUCGUCCGCGUUCGUUACCAUGGCCUACCCGGGCCCCAGCUCGCCAGGAGGCUACAAUGAUGGCCACCGGCUGCAGGACAUCACUCCCUCUGCAAGUCAAUACCAUCUGCCGCAGGAGGACGAGUCCUCUCGCUCGCUACUCAACCAGGGUCCCUACGGUGGCCCCUUUGACGACCCCCAGCAACGCGGACACUCGCCCGUACGUCCCUCGUCGAAGUACAGUUUGACCGAAUCCUACUCGACAGACGCUCCAGCUAUGGCUCAAUACCCGCAGGAUCAGAUGCAGAAUCCUGCUGCCGGCUUUGGGGUGCCUGGACGCGUUCCUUCUCCCUAUACCCGCAGUGAGACCUCUUCCACCGAAGCCUGGCGCCAGAGACAGGCUCCCCAGCAAGGCAACCUCCGACGUUAUGCCACGAGGAAGGUUAAGCUUGUUCAGGGCUCUGUCCUCAGUAUCGACUACCCGGUACCCAGUGCAAUCCAGAACGCUGUCCAAGCCAAGUACCGCAACGACCUUGAGGGCGGUAGCGAAGAGUUCACCCAUAUGAGAUAUACUGCUGCUACCUGUGAUCCCAACGAGUUCACUCUUCACAAUGGCUACAACCUGCGUCCAGCCAUGUACAACCGCCAUACCGAGCUGCUCAUUGCCAUUACCUACUACAACGAAGACAAGGUGCUCACUGCUCGUACCCUCCACGGUGUCAUGCAGAAUAUCAGAGACAUCGUCAACUUGAAGAAGUCCGAGUUCUGGAACAAGGGUGGCCCCGCCUGGCAGAAGAUUGUCGUGGCUCUGAUCUUCGACGGUAUUGAUCCCUGUGACAAGGACACUCUCGACCUCCUUGCGACCGUUGGUGUUUACCAGGAUGGUGUCAUGAAGAAGGAUGUUGACGGAAAGGAGACCGUUGCUCACAUUUUCGAGUAUACCACACAGCUCUCUGUGACUGCAAACCAACAACUCAUUCGCCCCCAUGAUGACAGUCCGUCCACACUCCCACCCGUGCAGAUGAUGUUCUGCCUGAAGCAAAAGAAUAGCAAGAAGAUCAACUCCCACAGAUGGCUCUUUAACGCGUUUGGCCGCAUCCUUAACCCUGAAGUCUGUAUCCUGCUCGAUGCAGGUACCAAACCAGGGUCAAAAUCCUUGCUCGCCCUUUGGGAGGCCUUUUACAACGACAAGGAUCUUGGUGGAUCUUGUGGUGAGAUUCACGCUAUGUUGGGUAAAGGAUGGAAGAACCUCCUCAACCCUCUUGUUGCUGCGCAGAACUUCGAGUAUAAGAUCAGUAACAUUCUUGAUAAGCCGCUAGAGAGUUCGUUUGGCUACGUCAGUGUGUUGCCUGGUGCUUUCUCAGCCUACCGAUUCCGCGCCAUCAUGGGAAGACCGCUAGAACAAUACUUCCACGGUGACCACACUCUGUCCAAACAGCUCGGUCCCAAGGGUAUUGAGGGCAUGAACAUCUUCAAGAAAAACAUGUUUUUGGCCGAAGAUCGUAUUCUCUGUUUCGAACUUGUCGCCAAAGCUGGAUCCAAGUGGCAUCUUACAUACGUCAAAUCCUCCAAGGGUGAGACCGACGUUCCCGAAGGAGCUCCUGAAUUCAUCGGUCAGCGUCGUCGAUGGCUCAAUGGUUCGUUCGCCGCCAGUAUCUACGCUCUCAUGCACUUUGGCAGAAUGUACAAGAGUGGACAUAACAUCCUUCGCAUGUUCUUCUUCCACAUUCAAAUGUUGUACAACACUUUCACUGUCUUCAUGACCUGGUUUGCUCUCGCUUCGUACUGGCUUACUACAGCCGUCAUCAUGGACCUCGUUGGUAACCCUGGCCCAUCCAACGGCAACAGAGCUUUCCCAUUCGGCAACAAGGUGACCCCUAUCCUGAACACCUUGUUGAAAUACGCGUACCUUGGCUUUUUGCUCCUACAGUUCAUUCUUGCUCUCGGUAACAGACCCAAGGGGUAAGUCGUACCACACAGUCUACCCUGUAUCGCUCUCUUAUCAGCUCGCUAACUCGACGAAUUUCCAGUUCCAAGCACUCGUACAUCACCUCGUUCGUUCUUUUUGGUGUCAUCCAAUUGUAUAUCAUCAUUUUGUCCAUGUACCUGGUUGCUCGAGCCUUCUCUGGCGGUACCUCCUUGUCGUUCGAAACCGAUCAUGGCCCCGUUGAGUUCUUGAAAUCCUUCUUCGGUUCGUCCGGUCCCGGUAUCAUUGUCAUCGCUCUCGCCGCUACCUUUGGACUCUACUUCAUCGCCUCGUUCAUGUACUGCGAUCCAUGGCACAUGUUCACCUCUUUCCCGGCUUAUCUGCUUAUCAUGUCCUCGUACAUCAACAUUCUCAUGGUCUACGCUUUCAGCAACUGGCACGAUGUGUCCUGGGGUACCAAGGGAUCUGACAAGGCUGAUGCCCUACCAUCCGUACAGACCGUCAAGGAGGACGGAAAAUCAGCAACGAUUGAAGAAGUUGACAAGCCUCAGGCAGACAUUGACAGUCAAUUCGAAAGUACCGUCAAGCGCGCCCUGACCCCAUAUGUCGAACCCAAGGUGGAUGAGAAAAAGACGCUUGAGGAUUCGUACAAGAGUUUCCGUACUCGUUUGGUCUCGUCCUGGCUCUUCUCCAAUGCUAUCCUCGCCGUUGCCAUUACAAGUGAUAAACUGACUGCUCUUGGUUUUACAGUAUGUCCCACUUUUCCUAAAUUCAUGCAUAUGCUAUAGUGUUACAUUGUCCACUAACCCAUCCUGCAGUCACAAGCCACCGAACGUACCAGUCGAUUCUUCCAGUCUCUCCUGUGGGCAACUGCGGCGCUGUCUCUCAUUCGAUUCAUCGGAGCAUGCUGGUUCCUUGGCAAAUCUGGUAUCAUGUGCUGUUUCGCAAGAAGAUAGUAGUGCUUUUAAUACCUUGAUUCCGAUUGACGGCUUUCCUUUUCUGAUUCUCCAAAUACAGCUUUUCUCUUUCAAUUCUUUUCUAUAUUUUCUACUUUUUCCCUUUUUUUUUUUUUUUUCUAUUUCCUCUGUCUUCCCUUUUCCCCGGUUGCUUCUUCUAUCUCCUUUCCUGUUUUUGCCCAGCUUAUGCCAAUUCUAUUCUAAUGCCCAUUCCUGACCUAGCCGGGGACGUGUCUUGUAUUUUAGAUGAAUACUCUGUUAUUAUGUACCUGACUAUUUCUUCCCCAUGCUCCAAUCCUCCCUUGUCGCGUGUUCACUCUGUUCGUCUGCCCCCCUGGCCGUCUAUCUAUCUUUUGGAGGCUCCCCAAUUGGAAGUACGAUGGUCUUCGAUAUUCUCCGGGCUCCAUGAAAAUAUGUCAAAUUUGCACCCUUCCCCCAUAUACUAUUUAUCGGAGCGGCUUUCAUAUAUAUCCAUAUAUACCUAACAUUCAAACCCCAGUUACACACCUUUCAUCACUUAGAUAGAACACUCCCUGUAUUCUCUGCAUCUGCCUCCGUAGAUCAGAUAACUAGUUACUCCCUACGCCUAGAGUAAAUUGGUGUCACAAGCUAACCACCGAAAACUCAUACACCGCAACGAUACUGGGUAGUAAAUAUAGCAGUAGCCUCUGCAGACAGCGUUGUCUCUCGUCAUGAUAUCAGCCUCGAGUCCCCUGCGUCUGUUCCUACGAGCCCUUCUCCUGCCCG
Molecule: messenger RNA, 4075 nt
Organism: Trichophyton rubrum CBS 118892
Lineage: Eukaryota; Fungi; Ascomycota; Eurotiomycetes; Onygenales; Arthrodermataceae
Product: chitin synthase B
Exons: 5
Coding region: 486-2411 (641 amino acids)
Cellular component (GO): cell septum; cell periphery
Molecular function (GO): chitin synthase activity
Source: RefSeq, a predicted model, not a curated record